AUGUCCAGCAGUAGGCAGAGUUUGGAAUCUCUCGAGAUGUUCAGGAGUCCACUAGGUCAAUCUCUGGAUCGUAUUUCAGUCAGCAGCGCCGAGAAAAGAACGCGAUGGGCAUCCAAAUUGGAAGAGAUAGAAACAAAACUAGGUGAAACCGAACUUAUAAAUUCUGAUCUUAAUCAGAUGCGUGCAGAAUUAAACAGAAAAAUAAUUGAAUUGGAGAAAGCACAAAAACCAUUAAUUGAUGAGAAUCGAAAACUUCAAGGACGGAACAAAAACCUUCAGCAAGAAAUUAAAAAAUUAGAGCAGCAAUUGUCACAUGCGAAGGACGACUUCUACACAAUGAAAGAUGCUCAUGAACGCAUACGAAAAGAGAACUUUACACUGAAAGGUAAAAGAACGAACGCAGAGAAACUGGAACAGCUUGAUAGAUAUCGCCAACAGAUUUUGGAGUAUUCGAAGUGUAUUACAGCUCUGCGUACAUCUGGUUUGGCGAAAGAUAGAAGAUAUGAACUUUUGGUCAGUAAGUAUAAGCGAUUGCGAACUUGUUGUCGCUCAGGAGAUCAUGAAUCUGACAACCGAAGCACAAACGGGAGUGAAUGUUCUUUGGAUGAUAUCAUUAUAUCAAACACAAUUCAUGAAAACUUUGAACAGCAAUCUCAUCAACCUAUCCCUUGUGAAGGACAGUCUUUCAAAAUGUUAGGACGUGAAGAGGAGAAUGUUUAUAUUGCUCGUGUUAAACUUUUGGAGAGUCAAAUUGACGAACUACGUGAAGAGAUAGCUGCCUCCAGAGAUCACAAUGAGCUUCUCGAGUUCCAAGUUCUUGAAAUGGAAGAGACCACCAAUCCUACUUUGGCUCAGUUGAUUGAAAAAAUUAGAAGAAUGAAAAAAAAAAGUCGCCUAUCUUCUGAAGAGUUACUCAUACUGAAUCAAAUUGAGAAGUUUUUUGAUGGUGUUAUAAGGAGUUGCGGGUGCUCUGUAAAUAUUGAAAGCGAAAACGAAAAAGAUGAAAAGCUAUUAUCUUUGAAGAAUAGCUGUUUGGCACUCGAAAAAACGCUAGCAUCUUCGGAAGAGCAGAAGACAUGUUUGGAGAAGCUGACAGACGAGCUCAAAUUAGAAAAAACAGAACUCGAAAAGAAACUGACUGAGGAAAAAUUUAAAACUGACGAAACUCAGAAAAAAGCGGAAAAAUCGAACGAAGAAUUAUUGGGAUUAAAACAAAUUAUCGAUAAAAUAACGAAAGAAAACAAUGAACUCUGUGACAAAAACAAGAAACUCGAAAAAGACAUUGAGGAUUUGAAAGAGCAGAUUCGUCCUAUCAAGACAGAAUUGGAAAGACGUUAUGAAGAAACCAAAUAUAAACUUUCGAUAGCUCUCGAAAAAGUUCACGAAUACGAAAAUAUGGAGAGCGUGAAACCUGAAGUUACACAGAAUGUUCAGGAUUUGAGAGAGUUGGAGGAAUAUAACACUCACUUAGAGAACCAGGUGACUGCUCAAACGGAAAUAAUUGAUUUGCUGAAAGAUAAGCUGAAAGAGCAAAACUAUGUUAGUGAGCUAAUAGCACGCUUCAAAGAAGAAGGAAAAACUUUGUCUGAUUGUGUCCAUAUUUUCCAAGAGAUGGAGAAUAAAAAAAAUGGGAUCAUGCAAGCAUAA
This is a messenger RNA of Auanema sp. JU1783, 1647 nucleotides long. Lineage: Eukaryota; Metazoa; Nematoda; Chromadorea; Rhabditida; Rhabditidae. The record is from the annotation of a GenBank genome assembly.